Pyrenophora tritici-repentis Pt-1C-BFP is the source of this 1059-nucleotide messenger RNA. RefSeq names its product BET4, Protein prenyltransferase, alpha subunit. Gene Ontology annotation, molecular function: protein farnesyltransferase activity; CAAX-protein geranylgeranyltransferase activity. The record is from RefSeq and is a predicted model, not a curated record. Gene Ontology annotation, biological process: protein farnesylation; protein geranylgeranylation. Lineage: Eukaryota; Fungi; Ascomycota; Dothideomycetes; Pleosporales; Pleosporaceae. Gene Ontology annotation, cellular component: CAAX-protein geranylgeranyltransferase complex; cytoplasm; protein farnesyltransferase complex.
AUGGCCUUUGACUUGAUUCGCGCCUGGCUCACGGCCAUCUUCCUGUCGCCAUAUCGCCUGUUAUCCACGUUUUUCACCGAGGAACCGUAUUUUGUUGAAGAUAGGCAGGCAGCUGUGGAAUCGCCCAAGAUGCCAAAAUUCUACCAUGACGACGAAGCAUGGGCGGACAUGGAGCCGCUCCCACAAGAUGACGGCGGCUUGCAUCCGCUCGCUGCCAUUUCAUAUAGCGAAGAGUAUAGCGAGGCCAUGGGCUAUCUGCGCGCCGUCAUGGCCAAGAACGAGUUCAGCGAACGAGUGCUUGGGCUCACAGAACACAUCAUCAGCAUGAACCCUGCCCAUUACACCGUUUGGCUCUAUCGUGCAAAGACCAUUUCCGAAAUUGGUCGAUCUUUAAAGGACGAAAUUGCAUGGUUGAAUCCCACGGCACUGAAACAUCUCAAAAACUACCAGAUAUGGCACCAUCGACACACCAUCAUCGACGAGCUUGGCUCACCAGAGGGAGAGCCCGAGUUCAUCAGCUCCAUGUUGGAGCUCGACUCCAAGAACUACCAUGUGUGGAGCUACCGACAGUGGCUCGUCAAGCGCUUCAACCUAUUUGACAAACCAGAGGAACUAGAGUGGACUCACGGCAUCAUCGAAGAGGACGUACGCAACAACUCCGCCUGGAAUCACCGCUACUACCUGGUCGUGGGCGGCCGCGAGGGGAAACCCAGCGCCGAAACAGCCAACCGGGAGAUUGAGUACACCAAAGCAGCUAUCAGGAAAGCCCCUCAGAACCAGAGCCCAUGGAACUACGUCUUGGGCAUUCUCCACGCUGCUGAACUGCCCAAAUCGACGCUCAAGGACUUUGCUGGCGAAUUUGCUCAUAUCCAGAGGCCGGAUGACGUGCACUCAAGCCAUGCUCUCGAUGUCCUUGCAGACAUCUACGCCGAAGAAGCCGACGGCAAAGAAGAUGCGGAGAAGGCUCUGGAGUUGCUGGCGACAAGGUACGAUCCGAUCCGAGCAAACUACUGGAACUUCAGGAAAGGAUUGCUUCAUCAGUCAAAGAUUGCUGCAUAG